UUAUAAAUGUAAUUUUCAGAAUGGGACUAUUUUUGCCUUGUGAGAUGGAGCAUCAAUUAAAGUACUAAUACAACCUUCCAAAUUAGAAUAUACAGUGCAAGUAAAGAAGAUUAGUGAACCAUAAACUGAAAGAUUAAAGACUUUAAAAACUACCUUCGAAUUUUAUGAUGCUUACUUUGAAGAUGGCGACCCAACAUUUGGGAGUGUGGUAUCCUACCAAACAGUAUAUCCCGGUUGAUAGAAUCACUAAUUCACUAUAAUAGGAAGAGUUUCCAGUACUACUUUCUCUGCACUCCAGCCGCUAUUGCUUUCUGUAUUGCUCUCUCAGCCUCCUGCUUGUCCUCUGUCUCUCAGGUUAGCUUUCUCUGUCAAUCUAUGCAUCUGGGUUCUUUCUGUUUUUUGAAGUAGAACUAUAGAAUGAAUGUUGCGAUAAUAAUACUAUCGGGAUUGUUAGCUCUAAGGUUUGUGAAUUAGUUUCUAUUGAAUUUAUUGGCAAAGUGUUGUGUUUGUCAUCUUCCUUUGAUGUCUUUUUAUGUUUCCUUGAUUGUAUUAAAGUGAGUAUAAUAAAGUUGCAACGAUGGACGUGACGUACAUAUAGUACAAAAAGAAUGCUAUUUUAAAAGGUUCUGAAAUAUAUAUAUAUUGACAAGGAGUAAGAAAAAACUGGACUCAUUGUUCCAGUUGUGUUUCCUGUAUUCAUCAAUCACCUCUUGUCGAAUCUUUUUUAUUUUAUUUUUAUUUUUUUAUUACAAGCUGUUGUCGAUUAGAUUGCCUUUAAUGUGUAUGCAAAUAUGCAUAUUUGAACAUUCGGGUAUAAAUUUCUCUAAGUAAAGCCAAAAAAAUCUUUGAUUACUCUAAUUAGAUACUUUCGAAAUCAAUGAAUAGAUCAAAGGGGGAAAAAAAAAGAAAAAAAAUCAGAUCUCGUAUGUUCUUUUAAUCUAAUCAGAAGUGACUCAAAUCAGUGGUCUAAGGAAGAAAACUGAGUCAAAAGGUAAAUAAUGAAACUUUGCUUGAUCUAGUUCCACAUUGUUUCUUGACCUGCCAAUUGGCCAUCUCCCUUUUAUAAUCGCCUUCUAGUAGCUACUGAUGGCUUUGUACGUUUGCUUGUAAAGGGUGGGCGGCUCAACGUUUUGAGGGCCUAAAAGAAUUUUGGGUCCUUUUUAAGAGACAUGUAAAAAAAAAAAAAAAGAUUAAGUUUAUCUUUUAAACUUUCUUUCCCUCCAAAAUUUUUAAUACUGAAUUAGUUUUUCUCGUUUUUUUGAACAAAUUCUUUGAUGAAAUUUUCAUAAUCUAAUUCUUUACUAAAUUUUUUAAUUGAUAACAUUCAUACUUUCCAUUUACACAUGUAAAUAAUAUUAUUUUUUAAGGGUUAUAUAUGGUAUUAUUAACUAUUAUUAAAAAUUUAAGAAUUUAAAACAAUUGCCUCACUUGCUUUAUGAAAGAGCCACCUUGUGAAUAAUAUACAGGGAAAAUCCAUGAGCACUCAAUUUUGACCCGCGGUAGUUGGCCGCCAAGUUUCUCGCAAUGGGUGGUGGUGGUCAAUGGUGAAAAAAAUUUAUUAUUAUUAUUAUUAAUUUAUUUGUUUUUAAAAAUUUCAAAAAUUAUUUCAAAAUACAUCUUAAAACACACACAUACACAAAACCAUAAAACACAAAACAAAAUAUAAAUCCAAACGAGCCAAAUUUUUAAAGUUUGUGUUUGGAGUUUUGUUUAAUGCAAUGACAUCUACCAAUAGUUACUACGCAAGAUCCACUAUUGGAAAAUCCUUAACUAGGUUAGAUAUAAUCUUUACCACAAAAGAAUAGUUAGAAUGCAAUUUUUCAUUCUAAUUCAGAAAAUAAAAAUCUAUAAAUUGAAUUAAUUAUAAUUACUCAAACUAAAAAAUAAUAUGAAAAAUUGAAUAAAAUAUCAUAUGUAUUUAUUUAUUUUAUAAUAGUCUUUUGGAUAAUAUAAAUGAUAAAUCUCAUUAAGUCUAAUUUUAUAAAAUGUAAUUUUUUUAAAUGGGACUGUUUUUGCAUGAGAUAUGGAGCAUCAAUUAAAUAGUAAUACAACCUUCCAAAUUAGAAUAUACAGUACAACAUAAAAGAAUAUUAGUGGACCAUAAACUGAAGAUUAACGACUUAUACCUUGGAAUUACAUGAUGUUUACUUUGAAGAUGACGACUCAACAUUUUGGAGUGUGGGAUCCUACCAAAAAGUAUAUCCCGGUUGAUAUAAUCACUAGAAAAGGAAGAGUUUCCAGUUCUACUUUCUCUGUAAUCCAGCCACCAUUGCCUUCUGCAUCGCUCUCUCAGCCUCUUGCUUGUCCUCUGUCUCUCAGGGUGGAUAAUAUACAAAGAAAAAAUGCCAUGAGUACUCAAAGGGUUGCUGUAAUUGGCGCUACAAAUGACGGUUCUCCUGAUAGAGUUGCAGUUGUUACUGGAGCCAACAAGGGCAUUGGCUUGGAAACUGUCCGGCAGCUUGCAACUGCAGGGUUUACAGUUAUUUUAACUGCUAGAAAUGAGAAGAGGGGAAUGGAUGCCACCUCUUUGCUUCAUCAAGGAGGAUUAUCCAAUGUGGUCUACCAUCAGCUUGAUGUUCAAGACUCGGAGAGCACGUCUGCUCUGGCACAAUAUAUAGAAAAAGAAUUCGGAAAGCUUGACAUUUUGGUGAACAAUGCUGGCGCUUCAGGAGUUGUUGUUGAUGAAGAUGGUUUAAGGGCCUUGAACAUUGAUCCUGCGGAAUGGCUGGCAGGGAAAGCAGUUAAUGUAAUACAAGAUGUGAUAAAAACCACCUAUGAAUCAGCAAAAAUAUGUCUUGAUACAAACUAUUAUGGUGUUAAGCGGGUGACUGAAGCUCUGCUUCCACUGCUGCAACUUUCAACUUCAGGAGCAAGGAUAGUAAAUGUUUCUUCCCUAAGGAGUGAAUUAAAGCGAGUUCCUUGCGAGCAAAGGAGACGAGAACUUGGGGAUAUUGAGACUCUAACUGAAGAGCGAAUUGAGAAAAUGCUGCAACAGUUUCUGCACGAUUUGAAGAAUGAUGCUCUUGAAGCAAAUGGAUGGCAGAAGAUGCUACCAGCGUACAGCAUAUCAAAAGUGACACUUAAUGCCUAUACUAGAAUUCUAGCAAAGAGAUAUCCGAACAUGUGCAUAAACUGUGUUCAUCCUGGAUAUGUUAAUACAGACAUUAACUGGCACACAGGAACGAUGACCGUGGAAGAGGGAGCUGCUGGCCCUGUUAUGCUAGCUCUUCUGCCUGAAGGAGGUCCGACUGGUUGUUACUUCGAUUGCACAACUAUGGCUGAAUUUUGAGUUUGAGUCAUUCCUUGUGAACAUUUACACUUCUUCCAGGCCACUUUUACUGCAAAGCCAGAGAUAUAUGUGUUUUGGUUCAAAGUUGAUGAGGCAACGAAAGGUUGAAGCCGAUUGUUUAGUUUCUUUUGGUCUUUGGAAUAAACAUCCUUUUUUGAGAAAGAUAAGAAGAGAGAAAGAAAGAUGAGAGGAGAUGAGUAUCAAUUAUCCUUUGUUUGUUUUGUUUUGAUUUAAGUCGUGCAAUUCAAUGUUAUUGUAAGUGACAUGAAUGGUAAUUUAACAGUUGUUUGGAGAAGUCCAGGCCAAAGAGCCAAAUACACAAGAAUGGAUCAGGAUCAAAGUAGUCGUGGUAGAUAGUUUCUGUCCUUGAUGUUAGUAUUUCCAUCAUGUUCAUUUAUCCUGUCUUUUGCUUUGUUUCCGAUACUCAGAUUUGAAGUUUAACAGCUUUUCCAUUUAACUAUGAAC
This is a messenger RNA of Oldenlandia corymbosa var. corymbosa, 3754 nucleotides long. The record is from the annotation of a GenBank genome assembly. NCBI's taxonomy places the organism in Eukaryota, Viridiplantae, Streptophyta, Magnoliopsida, Gentianales, Rubiaceae.